GAAAUAGAAGCCAUUAACCUACCUUGUUCAGAGAGAACACUAAAUCAGCACAAUAUGGCACAGCAUAGUAUUGUCCUUGGAUUAUUCAUGAUGACUGUUUUAUCACUGUUGGAUGGAAGUUCAGCUUUCCUGUUAAAUCAGCAUCUGAAGGGAAGAUUUCAAAGAGAUCGUAGAAACAUCCGCCCAAACAUCAUCCUUGUUCUUACUGAUGAUCAGGAUGUAGAACUUGGUUCUAUGCAAGUGAUGAAUAAAACAAGGCGGAUCAUGGAACACGGAGGUGCUCAUUUCAUCAAUGCCUUUGUGACAACACCCAUGUGCUGCCCAUCUCGCUCCUCUAUUCUUACUGGGAAGUAUGUUCACAACCACAACACUUACACUAACAAUGAGAACUGUUCUUCUCCGUCCUGGCAGGCUCAGCAUGAAAUACGUACAUUUGCAGUGUACCUCAACAACACAGGAUACAGGACAGCUUUCUUUGGAAAGUACCUUAAUGAAUACAAUGGCUCCUAUGUGCCUCCUGGUUGGAAAGAAUGGGUUGGAUUACUUAAAAACUCUCGAUUUUACAACUACACACUCUGUAGAAAUGGAGUAAAGGAGAAGCACGGAUAUGACUACUCCAGGGAUUAUCUAACUGAUCUGAUUACCAAUGACAGUAUUACCUUCUUCAGAAUCUCAAAGAAGAUGUAUCCUCACAGGCCUGUACUGAUGGUUAUAAGCCAUGCUGCUCCUCACGGCCCUGAAGAUUCAGCCCCUCAGUACUCACAUCUCUUUCCUAAUGCCUCACAGCACAUCACUCCCAGCUAUAACUAUGCUCCAAACCCAGACAAGCACUGGAUAAUGAGGUAUACAGGUCCCAUGAAACCUAUACACAUGGAGUUCACCAACAUGCUACAGAGAAAGCGCCUUCAAACACUCAUGUCUGUGGACGACUCCAUGGAGAUGAUUUACAAUACACUGGUUGAAACAGGGGAACUGGACAAUACAUAUAUAAUAUACACAGCAGACCAUGGUUAUCAUAUUGGUCAGUUUGGGCUGGUGAAAGGAAAGUCCAUGCCAUACGAGUUUGAUAUCAGAGUUCCUUUCUAUGUCCGAGGUCCAAACGUGGAGGCUGGGUCCUUGAAUCCUCACAUUGUGUUGAAUAUUGAUCUUGCGCCUACAAUUCUAGAUAUUGCUGGGUUGGAUAUUCCGUCUGAUAUGGAUGGUAAAUCAAUUCUAAAGCUUCUGGAUUCUGAGAGACCCGUGAAUAGGUUCCAUUUAAAGAAAAAGAUGAAGGUGUGGAGAGACUCGUUCCUAGUAGAAAGAGGUAAACUACUGCAUAAGAGGGAGAAUGAAAAGGUAGAUGCCCAAGAAGAAAACUUUCUACCCAAGUACCAGCGUGUGAAAGACCUCUGUCAGCGAGCUGAGUAUCAAACGGCUUGUGAACAGCUUGGCCAGAAAUGGCAGUGUGUGGAAGAUGCCAGUGGAAAGCUCAAGCUACACAAGUGCAAGGGAAUGGCGAACUUGGCAGCUGCAGGCAACAGCAAAGGCACCUCCAAUAUUUUGCCCAAGUAUUACAACAGGAAUAGUGAAGACUGUAACUGUGAAGAGAACGAAUACAAGCUGAGCCAUGUCGGUCGGAGAAAAAAACUCUUCUCCAAGAAAAAAUACAAACCAAGCUACGUCCGGAAUCGCUCGAUCCGUUCUGUGUCUAUUGAGCUGGAUGGAGCUGUUUAUAACUUGGGUUUAGAGGAUGAAUACCAACCUGUCUUACCACGAAACAUCACCAAGCGACACAAGAUGCAAAGGGCUAUUCUUCGUGAGGAGGAAGAUAAAGACAUGGGGGAAUACAGUGGCACUGGUGGCAUUGCAGAAUAUACAGCCCCUAACCUAAUAAAAGUGACUCACAGAUGCUAUAUCCUGGAGAACGAUACCGUUCAGUGUGACACAGAUCUGUACAGGUCACUGCAAGCUUGGAAGGACCAUAAACUCCAUAUUGACCACGAGAUUGAAACUUUGCAAAAUAAAAUAAAAAACCUGAGGGAGGUGAGAGGUCAUCUGAAGAAGAAGCGACCUGAAGAGUGUGAUUGUAACAAGAUCAGUUACCAUUCAAAACACAAGAGCAAACUGAGGCACAAGGGAUCUAGUCUUCAUCCUUUCAAGAAAGCCCUACAGGAGAAAGACAGGCUGUGGCUGCUCCGAGAGCAAAGACGAAAGAAGAAACUGCGCAAACUGCUUAAGAGAAUAAAAAAUAACGACACUUGCAGCAUGCCUGGGCUGACCUGCUUCACCCAUGACAACCAGCACUGGCAAACAGCUCCCCUGUGGACACUGGGCCCUUUCUGUGCCUGUACCAGCGCCAACAACAACACAUACUGGUGUUUGAGGACAAUCAACGAGACCCACAACUUCCUGUUUUGUGAAUUUGCUACUGGAUUUUUGGAGUAUUUUGAUCUCAAUACCGAUCCAUAUCAGCUAAUUAAUGCGGUGAAUACACUUGAUAGAGAUGUUCUCAAUCAACUGCACGUCCAGCUCAUGGAACUGAGAAGCUGCAAAGGGUAUAAACAAUGCAAUCCAAGAACGCGGAAUAUGGACCUGGGACUUAAAGAUGGAAGCUACGAGCAGUACAGGCAGUUUCAGCGUCGAAAGUGGCCAGAUGUGAAGAGACCAUCAUCUGCCAAGUCACUAGGACAACUGUGGGAAGGAUGGGAGGGCUAA
This is a messenger RNA of Charadrius vociferus (killdeer), 2694 nucleotides long. It is a transcript of the gene SULF2, whose product is annotated as sulfatase 2. Gene Ontology annotation, molecular function: N-acetylglucosamine-6-sulfatase activity; calcium ion binding; glycosaminoglycan binding. The transcript is spliced from 20 exons. The coding region runs from base 55 to 2694 and encodes 879 amino acids. Gene Ontology annotation, cellular component: Golgi apparatus; plasma membrane; endoplasmic reticulum. The record is from RefSeq and is a predicted model, not a curated record. Lineage: Eukaryota; Metazoa; Chordata; Aves; Charadriiformes; Charadriidae.